Molecule: messenger RNA, 1457 nt
Organism: Telopea speciosissima
Lineage: Eukaryota; Viridiplantae; Streptophyta; Magnoliopsida; Proteales; Proteaceae
Product: 3-ketoacyl-CoA synthase 12-like
Exons: 1
Coding region: 27-1442 (471 amino acids)
Biological process (GO): fatty acid biosynthetic process
Cellular component (GO): membrane
Molecular function (GO): acyltransferase activity, transferring groups other than amino-acyl groups
Source: RefSeq, a predicted model, not a curated record
CUUCACAGUCACUCAUUCCUUCUUUCAUGGAGCUCUUGAUGAUGGCCGCUUUGGUUCUUGCGAUUCCAUUAAUAAUGUCCUGCCUCGUCAAGCUGGUGGAUCAAUGGAAAAACCAAAGCAGCUGCUACAUACUCCACUACGAGUGCUUCAAGCCCUCCGACGAUAGGAAGUUUGACACAGAAAUUGCCGACAAAUACAUAAUGCGAAACAAGAACCUGGGCAUUCACGAAUUAAAGUUCUUGCUGCGAUCCAUCGUCAACUGUGGCAUUGGCGAAGAGACUUACAUACCCGAAAAAGUCAUCAUGGGUGGAGAAGAAUCUCUUUGUCUCCUCGAUGCCACCUCCGAGCUGGAUGAAUUCUUCUACGAUACCCUCGACAAACUCUUCCACAAGACUGGAGUUUCUCCGUCGGAGAUCGACAUACUCGUCGUGAAUGUAUCAAUGUUUACGACAGAACCCUCCCUGGCCGCAAGAAUAAUCAACAGAUACAAGAUGAGAGAAGACAUUAAAGUGUUUAAUCUCUCAGGGAUGGGCUGUAGUGCAAGCCUCAUCUCCAUUGACAUCGUCCAGAACGUCUUCAAGUCUUACAAGAAAGCGUUUGCUGUUGUGGUAGCGUCAGAGUCGAUCGGUCCGAACUGGUAUUCCGGCAACGACAAGUCCAUGAUGCUCGUCAAUUGUCUGUUCCGGUGUGGUGGAUGCUCAAUACUGUUAACAAACAACCCAACUCUCCGGCACCGGGCCAUGUUCCGGCUCAAGUGCCUUGUGCGAACCCACCUAGGUGCCAGCGACGAAGCCCACGAGUGUGCAGUUCAGAAGGAAGACGAACAAGGGCUACUCGGGUUUCACCUGAGCCGGAAUUUGCCCACGGCUGCCACCCGAGCUUUGUCUGAGAACCUCAGAGAGUUAGCCCCCAAGAUUCUACCACUAAAGGAGCUUCUCCGUUAUAUCAUCGUGUCAUGGCUGAUCCGACAGCCAUCCCCUCCUUUGCCUGACUCUUCCAAAAGCACAGGAGGAGGAGGAAACAAUAGAACCGGUCCGACUGUGAGAUUUAAAACCGGUGUUGACCAUUUUUGUCUACACACAGGUGGAAAAGCGGUUAUCAACGGCGUUGGGAAGAGUCUUGAGCUGACGGAGUAUGAUUUGGAGCCGGCGAGAAUGACGCUUCAUCGGUUUGGAAACACGUCGGCCAGUAGCCCGUGGUAUGUACUGGGCUACAUGGAGGCAAAGAGAAGGCUUAAGAAAGGUGAUAAGGUGCUGAUGAUAACCUUUGGUGCAGGUUUCAAGUGUAAUAGCUGUCUGUGGGAGGUAAUGAGAGAUUUGAAAGAUGAAAAUGUGUGGAGAGACUAUAUUGAUAGGUAUCCUCCAAAAGACCUAGUAAACCCUUUCAUGGUGAAGUUUAGUUGGGUCAUGGACGAGAACCCUGAAAACUUCUCUCGGGAUUGAACAAAUACAUUGUUC